Aspergillus pseudotamarii is the source of this 795-nucleotide messenger RNA. Its product is annotated as putative short chain dehydrogenase. The record is from RefSeq and is a predicted model, not a curated record. Lineage: Eukaryota; Fungi; Ascomycota; Eurotiomycetes; Eurotiales; Aspergillaceae. The transcript has 3 exons. Bases 1 to 795 code for a protein of 264 amino acids.
AUGCAUUCUAGUAAGAUUAUUGUCAUCACAGGCGCCAACACCGGCAUCGGGCUGGAAACAGUCAAAUCCCUAUUGCGAUCCAGUCAGAAAUACCACAUCCUGCUCGGUGGUCGCAAUCUUGAAAAAGUCCAACUGGCAUGCCAAAGCCUUAGUUCGGAGACACCGGAAAGCUCUGUCGAGCCGUUCCAGGUGGACGUUGGAAGCGACGAGUCGAUUGAGGCAGCUUUUAAGCAUAUCUCGGCCAAAUACGAUCGGAUCGAUUGUCUGAUCAACAAUGCCGGCGCAUGUUUUGAUGCCCACAUCGCGGACGGCCGCAUGACAGCCCGAGAGGCGUGGAAUAAAACAUGGGAUGUGAAUGUGACUGGGGCCCAUAUCAUGACUACGACUUUCCUUCCACUGUUGCUCAAGUCACAGGAUCCUAGACUGUUGUUUAUCACGAGUGGGCUUUCCUCAUUGCAGGGCUCUUCAGAUCCUAAGAACCCGAAGAACGUUUUCCCACCGGCGGGACUUCCGAAACCACUCCCGUUUGUCGGGUAUCGGUCCUCGAAGGCAGGCCUUAACAUGGUGAUGGUGGAGUGGGCGAAGGCACUGGAGAAUGACGGGGUGAAGGUGUGGUCUGUCGCUCCUGGCCUUUUGGCUACUGGGUUAGGGGGUAAUACGGAGCUGUUGAAGAGGCUGGGGGCACAGGAUCCUAGGAUCGGGGGUGAUACUAUCCGACGGGUAGUUGAGGGAGAAAGAGAUGGUGAGGCUGGGAAGGUGGUGCGCGAAUACUUGACACCGAUUCAGCCAUGGUGA